AUUUUCUGGUCGUCUGUUUGAAACUGAGGCUCAGGACUCUGAAAUAUCUAUAAUGGCGACCUAUAAACAUAUAUCCAUAUGUACACCAGUAUACAUGCCGAUAUACCCCAAUUCAAGCUAUACCCAGGAAGCUGCGUUGGAGAGAUGUGGUUAAGGAAACCUCGAAGAACACCAAGCAUCUUCUUCGGGGCGACUCGAGAUUCAUUUCUUUUCUCAACCAUUUCAGACCUUCAUUGGAUAUCUUGUUAUUUGAUUAUUUAGCCUCUGCCCAUUCCUGGCUCACAUAUUUCUUCUUGGACAGCCUUGCCAACUAAAUACCUACAAUGAAACCUCAGCUUUGACAACCCAACAUGCGAAGCUCCAUUAUUAUUGUCGCCAUUGGGUGCUUUUCCGCUGCAAAACUGACGUGGUCUCAACUUGUGAUAGCGCCCCUUUCAAAUACUCCAGUGCCACCAUCAACACAACUCCCCUCCGAAGGAGCGCAAGAUGCAUCGUCGACUGUACAAAUUCAAAUGGUUAAAGUGCAGUCGGACCAGGAAGAGAGCGUAGGAGGUUUCUACAAUGUCUUCAAGCCCAAAUUUUCAAACAAGCGAUCUUCAGAGAAAGGCAGUCAUGAACUCAACAAUGACACAAGCGGCGCAAAUGAGGGCUCUGACAAUACAAAACGAACACCUUCUUCAAAGACCACUAACACAGAAACCCGAAUAUCUAAUGGUACGAGUAAUGCAAUCAAUAGCGGCGCCAAUUUCUCAGUUUAUUCGACAGCAACGGAAUCACUCUCGAGAGCCACGCCAUCGAAUAAAUCACUGAUACCUUUAUGGAACUAUAAGAAAAGCUCUAUUGCUGCGGCUUGCAUAUUUACGACUGUCGCUGUGGCGGCGAUUAUUACCUUACUGAUACUGUGCAUAAAACGAUUCCGAAAAAGCUGGGAACGCCAUAAACGAGAAAGGCAGAACGGCGGGGCCUCGAAAUACUCUGCCAUUCCUUUGACUGAAGAAAACCUGGCAUCCAAUUCAAACCUGAAGCUCAAAAACCAAGCAAGCCGGGAAUCCUUGAUGUUUUACAAAAGCAACUCGUCGUCUCUAUCGUUUGAUGUCAUGGAACGUGACCAACACCCAGUGAAUAAAAAACAUCGCGCCAACGAUGUCCCUGAUACGAUGGAUCCGAGCCAGCUAGCAAGUGUACCAGGCACUAUAACGAACUCGAACAGUCAUUUGAAAUGCUACAUUGCUCCAGAGGAAGGUCAUUUUGGUUUCAUUCAAAAUACAGCAGCGGUUCUACACCACCCUCUCGCCCAGAUUUCUUCACUGGAAGCCAUGGAAUCGCAGGACAGAAACGGGCCAGCUAGCUGCCAUGGUCCGGAGAGCACAGCUCAGGACACUGUGGACCAAGCCAACAAAGCUCGAAAUUCUUCUGGCAGUGGUAGCGAUGAGUCGUCGAAAUCAAACAAUCUUGCAUUACUGCCUUCCAUACAGAAGUCCACAUCACCUCUUUUCAGGCUCUCUGCUUUUGGAUCGGGCCUGUGACGUUUGGGGGUUAUUUUCACUCGUUCAGAUAAGCCUCAUAUUGCAUAAGCUACGGUUACUUGUGUCUAUUGUUGUCAUCUUUAUUCGACUGCCUUGUGGCUCAACGAAAGCCAUGAUGAUAUUAGUGCUACUGUACAACUUUCGGCUCUUGCACUUGUCCGUUCUUUAUUUCACUUGCCCUCUAUUUCCAAUACACCCACGGUUCUGGAAGUUGGUCUUUUGGUGUCAUUUUAGCAUGGUUUAAUCCAUGUGAUCCAUAGAUUAGGUAUCAAUGAGAAAUCUUGACGGGUUGGACAUAAUUCAACAUGGCCUAUCAUCAUCUGCACUAACCUUGUAACAAAGAACAAUGCAUAACCUAUAUUCAUUGACUGAUCGAAGUUAGUCUGUGAAAAGUAUGGGACUCCGGUAAUAGAA
Aspergillus wentii DTO 134E9 is the source of this 1940-nucleotide messenger RNA. RefSeq lists its product as uncharacterized. NCBI's taxonomy places the organism in Eukaryota, Fungi, Ascomycota, Eurotiomycetes, Eurotiales, Aspergillaceae. The record is from RefSeq and is a predicted model, not a curated record. The transcript has a single exon. Bases 351 to 1526 code for a protein of 391 amino acids.